UAGUCGACCAAAUUAGUGCUGUCAAGUUUUUGGAACUUUCUGUGUUCGUCCUCAAAAAAUCCCAAAAAAACCUCCCACAAGUGCUUGAAAAUAGUUUUAAAAGGUUCCAAGUUAUGCAUAAAGUAUCGCUGUAGUGUUUCCAUGUGGGAAAAGUUUUAAUUUGUGAGAGAAUUAGGUGCUACUCGGUGCCUCGGACGCGUUUCGUAACUUUUCUGUGUGGAAUGGGGUUCGAACUCUCCGGAUCCGCAAGUGGGUGACUCUUUGACCGCAAAAAAACCACCGCCUCUUGUGCACAAGUGAUCGCAUCGUAUAGAAAUUGCAAGUAGAAAGAAGAAGGAAGAAUGCUUCGCUUCCUGAGUCGUCGACGAAAUAGGAAUCCUCGUCCUGAGGAAUCCACCAUCAGGAGCCCCCAAAUUAAAUCCCAGCGCAUUCCUGUCAACAAAAAUCUCAUCCAGUGCCGUAUAAUUUUGCUGGACAACACGGAUCUCUCUGUGGAUCUCUCGAAAAAAGCCAUGGGGAUUGAUUUAUACGAGCAAGUAUUCUAUUCGCUGGACCUCAUCGAGAAGGAUUACUUCGGACUGCAGUAUACGGACGCCAAUAAUGUGAAGCAUUGGCUGGAUCCCACGAAGGCUGUCAAGAAACAAGUUAAAAUUGGUUCGCCGUACACGCUGCGUCUGAAAGUGAAAUUCUACUCCUCGGAGCCCAAUGCAUUGCGUGAAGAAUUGACUAGGUAUCAAUUCUUCCUGCAGCUCAAGCAAGACCUCCUGGAUGGACGACUCGAAUGCGAUACGGCAAAAGCGAUUGAACUCUCGGCUCUCGCUCUUCAAUCUGAAUUGGGUGAUUUUGACGAUACCGUCCAUACACCGGCCACUGUGUCGGAGUUUCGUUUUGUACCUAAUCAGACGGAGGAGAUGGAGAUUGCAAUUCUGGAGGAGUACAAGACAUGCGUAGGCCUUACGCCGGCUCAAGCUGAAAUGAACUUUCUCAAUCGCGUCAAGAGUCUCGAGAUGUAUGGUGUGGAUAUGCAUACGGUUUUGGGGAAGGAUGGCUGUGAGUAUCAUCUUGGGCUCACACCAACGGGAAUUCUGGUGUUUGAGGGUGCCCAGAAGAUUGGACUAUUUUUUUGGCCCAAAAUUGGCAAGUUGGACUUUAAGAAGAAGAAACUCACUCUCGUUGUUGUGGAGGAUGAUGAUGAGGGUAAGGAGCAGGAGCACACCUUUGUCUUCCGGCUCUACAAUGAGAAAGCAUGUAAGCAUCUGUGGAAAUGUGCCAUUGAGCAUCAUGCCUUCUUCAGACUCCGCUCACCGAUUAAGGGGCCCUCAGCGAGGCAGAAUUUCUUCCGUAUGGGCUCUCGAUUCAGAUACUCUGGUAAAACGGAAUUCCAGACAGCACAUCAGAGUCGUGCUCGAAGGACUGUGCAAUUCGAGCGUAGACCCUCGCAACGUUUUGCCCGGCGUCAAUCACACGUACUUCGGGAACGUCAAAAAUCCACAGCACAGCCCCAGACACCGUCAGAACAGCAACAAGUGGCCACAGAGGAUACCAGUACGUCUGUUUCGGUGACGCCAUCCCCAUCGAUCCAGACUGUGAUACAGAAUUACGCGCCCACGAGCAUUGACAGUGUCCUGGUCAAUGGAAUUGCAUCCUUGGGGAGGAGCUCAACAAAAUCAUCUGCCUCAUCAACGGAUGGUACUACUGAAAAGGCAAAGGGAGCAGCUGGUGGAUCCUUCGGAAAGGCAGGAAUUGAAUCUAUCACAGUUAAACUUCCCGAUGAGGGCUACAAUAAGAUCGCACCACAUCACAAUUCCUUCGGGAAAGCUUCUAUUAGCUCUGCAUUUAGCGUUAAAAGUGGUGCUUCCUCCGAGAGAGAUAGUCACAUUGAUAAUCUCCUCAAGACGAUAGCAAAAGACACAUCGGCAGCUAUGCAUGCUCAAGAAUCCCUCAAUGAUGCCAACAGUAUUCGUGUGACAAUAAACAAGACGUCCGAUCUUGAGACUAAUACGGAUACGCUCAAGAAACUAGCAUCUGGUGCUGAGAAACCCAAUAAUCAGACGAAGGUGACAAGUGUGGCUGGACCGCUACCUCCUUCACAGCUCAAAUGCAAUAUUCUCAAAGCUCGCAAUGAAGAGGAAUCCGCAGCUACGACACCCACGAAAAUGACCAACCAGCUCUUUGUUCAGCCCCUUCCACCCACCUCUGAUGGUCCAUCUUCCCUUGAAGCUGCAACAUUUGUCUCCGUGGGUGGUGAUAAGUUAACGCUCAAUCUCACGGGAGUCUCAACAACAUCCAGUCCCACGUCGACACUCAAUGGGAAUCCAGCGACCCCGAAGAAAUUCACAGCAACUCCAAUUGAUGGAAUGGAGGCAAAUGGGAAUGCGGAUUCAGUGACGGUGACACAUUUCUCGGAGCAACGUGGUGUUGUUGAGAGAGUGAGUGUACCCACAUUGAAUAUUUUCAAUUCCGAAAUAAAAUCUCCGAAGAUGGAUAACACCGUGAGAGCUGCAAGUAAUUCACUUAAUAACGACAAAGUGUGCAGCAAUCCCUUCCUCACGUCUUCACCUGAGAGCUCACCAACUGCCACAAAUUGUAUUUCCACGACAAAUCCCUUCCGGGAUGGCACGUUUGGGAAUGAGGACACACCAUUGGAGCUUCAUGAUGUGGUUAAUAGUGCCUUAUCCAAGAACAAUCCCUUCAGAUCGGAGGAACCGCUAAUUGGAUCGCCAACAAAGACUUCUUCGGAUGAGAAUUCCAAGCUUCUCAAUGCCCUCAAUGCCAAUGAGACACAGAACACGAGUGCAGAGGAACAAAAUUCCAAGGAUGGUUUCACCACCAAGAUUGUGUCUCCUGUUCCUUCGAUGGACAUGGUAAGUCCUUGGCUUGUCUCAUCCGAAGUUGUGAGUGCUCCGCAAAAGGCAAAAGAAGCCCCUAUUAUUCGAAAGUCUGUCAUCACAACUCAACUCUAAAGACUUCUGAGAAAAUCACUGAAUGGGAAAAGUAUUUCGAGAAAGACGAGGAAUUUACUAUCAGAGCCAGAAAAUGAGUAAUAAGAUCACGACUCCACUUUGUCUUCUCGACCACAUAUUGUACACACGUUUCAUUUUAAUUCCAACAUAAUUAAGCUACUUUUUGCAGUGAACACAGCCAAUGCAGCUGUACGAAAAAAAAAAACAGAGAAAACAUAAUUCUGUUUGUUAGCUUCCGGUCAUUUAUUAAAUGAUUUAUAUUUUGCUAAAAGAAUUGCUGUUGUCUGAGUGGAGAAAUCGUGAUAUAUUUGACUUUUAGUUCAAUGAUUAAGUCAAAGAGAAUUUUUGUUGUUGAAUUUUUCCCCAUCUUUAUAGUUUCGUUCUCAUUUUUUUGCGCACUUGUUUAUAUCAUAUCAAAUUCGCAAAGUAUAAGAUGAGUUUACCACAAGAAUAACCGGGUUUUUGUGCGUAAAAAAAAUGUUGUUAGAUAUGCUAAAAGAAGACGUUACGAGCACAUGUGAAUGAAGAACAUGCUAAACAUGCUGUAAUGUUCUCAUUUUAAGAGAAUUUUCUUAUUAAUUGUUUAGUCAAAAUUUUCAAAAAAAAAUCUUAAAAAUUAUUUAGAAAAUGAAAGAAUUAAGCUUUUCAAAAUUGUGAUGUCAGGAAAUGUUUUAGUAACUUAAAACGAUUUGGAUCUUUUUUUUGAAUCAUCGAUAAAAAUAAGAAUUUCAGCACAUUGGUUUCUAUACACACCGUGUAGUAUUUAAAUUGUUGCAAUUCAAGAGGCAUUCUUCGGACGUUUUAACCCACAAAGAGUGAAUGUAUUGAAUCAAACGCACCACAAAUGAUCAAUGAUCAUCACUCUCAUGUCAAAAAGUCCAACGAUCUUGAUCUCAAUCUGCCGAGUCUUAAUCAUCGUGUGGAUAAUUGGGGGAAGAUGAAGAGCAAAAAAACUCUCAAAACAUCUUGUUUGGAGAAAGAGACAGGUCAUGUUUUUACAAAUGAAUCAUUGAGCAAUUACAUGGUAAUUAAAAUGUGCGGGAGAGCUCCGUGCAAGAUGACACAAUUACGCCGGAGGAGUGAAGGAGUAAAAUGCGGAAGGUGCAGAUCAACAAGUGUGCCUCCAUUUUGGGCGUCAAACGAUUGAACGCGAAAAUAACUCAAUUUCUUGGGAUUUUUUCUUUUUCACUCACAACUUGCAUGAUGGGGUGGGGAAUUUAUUAAUAAAUCUCAGUGAAAGCUUCCAAAGCGCGUCUCGAUGCUCCUAAGAAUGGUCAGCGAGCAUGUUACUCGAGUUACGCAAUGCCACGAAAAUUUUCGGGAAAAUCGGGCGUGUUUUUGGGCGCUCUGUGGGAGUCAAAGUGCGGGAGGAAAAGAUAGAGCAGAAAAAAAAACCAACUCAGAGUGUGAAGAUGACUAAAUACGACGCGCGCGGGAGUCUUGGCAUGGUUCCAAAUAAAAGUCGGCGUGCGAACCGUUUGUGGAGAGCCAUGCCAGAAUAUUCCGUCCCGAGCUAUUUUUGGGAUUGGCCACAUGGGAUGGGGGAGAGAAACACGAUCACACGGAGGCACUCGAAAGCGGAAAUUGCCAUGUUGUGAUCCUCUCGGUGGCGCGGCAUUGGAAUUCCAUGUCAAGACGUAGAGUUGGGGAUGGGGCGCGGUGAGGGGGGGCAAAGAUCAAGAGAAAAGACAAAAAAGACUUUGAUUAUUGUAUUCUCAUCGUUCAUUUCUUUUCCAUUUCUCUUGACACACACAAUGCACAAUAGUAAAAGAGAAAAGGAGAUAAAAGUCCUUUGAUCAUGUGAUUAGCAUCGCCAGCGCAAUAAGGUCAGACCUGUAUAUAUGUAGAUGAUUAUUUUACAAUUAAACGCAAGCAAAGUUAAUUUGUUUUUCGUUAUUAUUUCAAUUCUUUUCUUUUUACAUAAUACCAAUCACAUGAUCAAAUUUUCUCCUUUUUUUUCAAAUCUGUUUAAAGUUCUUCAAACUUGACAUUCUUUUUUUGUUUUCUUUGCGUUGAUGGUGUUGAAAUGCAGUCUUUGAAGGAUGACGUCGUGCCCACAGGAUGUUAAUGUGGGUGUUAUUUGGGUGGUAAAACGGAUGUUCACAAAUAAAACUUAAGGGUUGACAAAUUAGAAAUAGAAAAAUAAAUAUAGAUGAAUCUUCCUAUCCUCUCGAUCUUAAACUCCUUCCCUCCUCUCUCUUCUUUUCUUCCUCUUCUCGUUUUUUUUUCUCUUCCUUUUGGGUUGAUGUGUGAGAUUUGGGGCGAUGGCUGAGAAGGUGUCUGGGGGUGGUUUGAGUUUUUUUUUUGUUGUAAAGUUUUGAGCAUUUAGAAGCACUUGCGGUGGACGAUUCCAGGGCCGGACUCGUCGUAUUCCUGCUUGGAGAUCCACAUCUGCUGGAAGGUGGACAAGGAGGCAAGGAUGGAGCCACCGAUCCAGACGGAGUAUUUGCGCUCUGGAGGAGCAAUGAUCUUGAUCUUGAUGGUGGAUGGGGCAAGAGCAGUGAUUUCCUUCUGCAUACGAUCGGCAAUACCGGGGUACAUGGUGGUACCACCAGACAUGACAAUGUUGGCAUACAGAUCCUUUCGGAUGUCCACAUCGCACUUCAUGAUGCUGUUGUACACGGUCUCGUGAAUACCGCAGGAUUCCAUACCCAGGAAGGAAGGCUGGAAGAGAGAUUCGGGGCAACGGAAGCGCUCAUUGCCAAUGGUGAUGACCUGUCCGUCAGGCAAUUCAUAGGAUUUCUCGAGGGAUGUGCUGGCAGCGGCGGUGGCCAUCUCCUGUUCGAAGUCCAGGGCAACAUAGCACAACUUCUCCUUGAUGUCACGGACAAUUUCUCGCUCAGCCGUGGUGGUGAAUGAGUAACCGCGCUCAGUGAGGAUCUUCAUGAGGUAGUCAGUGAGAUCACGGCCGGCCAAGUCAAGACGGAGGAUGGCAUGGGGGAGGGCAUAACCUUCAUAGAUGGGGACAGUGUGGGAGACACCAUCGCCAGAGUCGAGCACAAUACC
Lutzomyia longipalpis is the source of this 5969-nucleotide messenger RNA. RefSeq names its product band 4.1-like protein 4B. The record is from RefSeq and is a predicted model, not a curated record. The transcript has 8 exons. Bases 342 to 2963 code for a protein of 873 amino acids. Gene Ontology annotation, cellular component: cytoskeleton. Lineage: Eukaryota; Metazoa; Arthropoda; Insecta; Diptera; Psychodidae.